AUGGCUUCUUCAAUUUCUUCAAAAGCGAGCAAAAUUCAAAAAAAUCACAGCCCUUCAUCUCAUGGAACCCUACACAAGUCGGUACCUAUUUCAGGGCUGCUCCUUUUUUUGUUUUGCAUCUUCUCCUUAAACCCUCCCAGCAAUUACCAACCUUUCAGUCGUCCCACUACUACUCCCAGCUCUUCGACCAACAUCAGCCACAUUGUUUUUGGAAUUGUCGGCGCCCUGAAUACAUGGAACUCCAGAAAACCAUACGUUGAAUCAUGGUGGCGACCAAACAUAACCCGAGGAUAUCUUUUCCUCGACGGACAGCCGACGCCGGAGUUCCAACCAUGGCCUUCAAAUCUUCCUCCUUUUCAUGUCAGCGAGGAUGUCAGGAAGAUCCCAACAUUCCCCAAAACGGUGAGGCUGAUUCCGGCUCGAAUCGUGCGAACAAUAAUUGAAGCGUUUAGGAAGGGAGAUAAAAACGUGAGGUGGUAUGUGAUGGGAGAUGAUGAUACAAUAUUUUUUGUUGAUAAUUUAAUUGGGGUUCUUGCAAAAUACAACCAUUCAAAGUACUACUAUAUUGGGUCGAAUUCUGAUUUUGUUAAAUCCAACUAUGAUUUCUCGUUUGAUAUGGCUUUUGGUGGAGCUGGAUAUGCUUUGAGCUACCCUCUGGUUGAAGCAUUGGCAGCCAAGUUAGACGCUUUUUUGGUGCUUGUUCUCUGA
Messenger RNA from Corylus avellana, 708 nucleotides. Lineage: Eukaryota; Viridiplantae; Streptophyta; Magnoliopsida; Fagales; Betulaceae. The record is from RefSeq and is a predicted model, not a curated record.